UCCUGGACAGGACAGUGCCCGGGGCUCUGUGGCACUUCAGAGCUGUUAGUUGAUGGUUUCAGGAUGAGUCAGUGGGAGUUGGUAUCCUGUUUGCAACCAAGCUGUGGGUGGCAGAUGGGUGGCACCUAGUCAAGGCUGAGGGCACCUUCUCAGCCACGGGGCACCCACCUUGUUUUGGGCCAUGGGGCCAUGGGGCCCAUUCGGCCAGAGGGUAUCCACCCAACUGUGGGGCACCCACCCAGUCACAGGGUACCCACCCCCCAGUGCACUGCAGGGGAAGUGCUGGGAGUGGGGUGUGCCAGCUGCCACGUGGGGCAGGAAGGAUCUGCCCGUGGGGCUGGGACAAGGCAAGAAAGAGGAAGCCCUCGAGUGCCCCAGCCCAGCACGGCAGCGCCCGGGCAGACGCACCUCGCACCUUGCACACCUCCACCACAGUGUCAGCUCUGUCACCCCAUGAGGUGACAGCCAACCCACCACCAUGGUGACCUGGGCAUUGCUGCUGCGAUGGUCUCCAUGGGGCCGGCCUGGUGUGAAGGCUUUGGUCACUGCCGGACUGUUUGUAACCACCCUCUGGAACCUGCGGCUCUUCCUCAACCCCUCCAAGGGGUCUGGAGAAGACUCUAAACACGGGGAGCCACUGGUGAUCCUGGUGUGGGAAUGGCCCUCAAAGCAGGUCCCCAAUGUCAGCAGGGACGUGUGCCGUGAGCUGUAUGGCAUCACAGGCUGCCAGCUCACCACAGAGCGGCAGCUCCUGCACCAGGCCGAUGUGGUGGUGUUCUUCCACUCCAGGCUCCAGCCUGGCCGGGACAGACUGCCCAAGGAGAGGCUGCCGGGGCAGAACUGGGUGUGGGUCUCCCUGGAGUCCCCCUCCCACACUAGAGCUCUAGCAGAAUGGAACCAGACCUUCAACUGGGUGAUGACCUACAGACAGGAUUCAGACAUCUUCAUCCCCUAUGGCAAGCUUGUGCCCAACCGGUCAGCCACCGUGAACAUCCCCGCAAAGACCAACUUGGUGUCCUGGGUUAUCAGCAACUACCACAGGACUCAGAAAAGAGCUGAGGUCUACAGAAACCUCUCCAAGUACCUCCAUGUGAAUAUAUAUGGCAAAGCAAACAACAAGCCCCUCUGCAAGGACUGCCUCUUGCCAACAAUAUCCAAGUCCAGGUUCUACCUGGCCUUCGAGAACUCCAUCCACCGGGACUACAUCACAGAGAAACUCUGGAGGAACUCACUGCUGGCUGGCACCGUGCCUGUGGUGCUGGGGCCACCCAGGGCCAACUAUGAGCAAUUUGUUCCUGCAGACUCCUUCAUCCAUGUCAAUGACUUUGGCUCCCUGGAGGAGCUGGCCACCUUCCUGAAGACCAUGAACUCCAGCCGCUACCAGCAGUUCUUUGCCUGGCAGAGGAGGUUCAGCGUGAAGCUCUUCACUGAGUGGAGGGAGCGGAUCUGCACCAUCUGCAUGGCCUACCCCCACCUGCCCCGUGGCCGCCUCUAUCCCGACCUGCAGAGCUGGUUCAACUCCUAGUGCAUGCCAGGACCCUUGGGAUGAAUCCAGGCAGGGGUGGGAGGUGUGUACAGCACCCACCUGCACAUAGGACGUGGAGCAAGGACAGGAGUCCCCACUCUCCUCCCAACCCCGCUGUUGCCACACUGGGACUUCAAGCAACUCCCUAUGACUUCCUUUCUUGUGAAACAGGACUUAUCACCCCGACCCAACACUGAACACCUUGCCAGGGUGCUGGCAGGACCAGAGGGUGCUUUGGAAAAAAGCAGCACAGUGCUGCUGAGACUGUGCAUGUGGUAUGGGCAGGGCAGGGGGGUGGUGGGUGGCUCAGCCUUUCCCUGUGAUCCUCAAUGUCCCCCCAGCACCUUCUGCUGAGUGCCUAACUCCUGCCACCAUUGGUAACAUUUGUGGCUGGGCUGGAGGAGCGAUGGUCAGCCUGGGGCAGGGGUCCGUUACCCCGUGGCCAGGGAGGAAGGACAGCGUCUGCUCCCCCCCUUCCCAACAGCACCCAUUUCCUGCCCCCACCCGAGCCGUGGGUGUCACCGUGCCAGUGAGGAGGCACAGGACAGCGGAUGCUCUCAGAGCAAUCUCAGUGCCGCCAGGCAGGCAGAGGGACACUGUGGUUUGUCACUCCCUCCCUGAUGUGACAGGAAGCUAGUGAGCUGGCAGCCUCUGGAGGCUUGCACAAGCCUGAAGCAAAGCCAGUCCUGUGGGCAACUUGCACACGCACACAUUACACUGUGGAAACCCUGCACCAUGGGCACCCUGCACAUUGCACACCCUGCACCACAGGCAUGUCAAGAGGAAGCACCCAUCUGGAAUCAGUGGUGAUAUAGGGGUUGAGUGACAGGACAUGUCACAGGACAUGGAGUCAGACAUGACUGCUCCAUCUGUGCCUUGCUCUUUGCCCCUCUAGUCAGUGCCAUCAACUCCCUUGAUAUAAACAACUCUUUUUGUCACA
Corvus hawaiiensis (hawaiian crow) is the source of this 2465-nucleotide messenger RNA. It is a transcript of the gene FUT7, whose product is annotated as fucosyltransferase 7. Lineage: Eukaryota; Metazoa; Chordata; Aves; Passeriformes; Corvidae. Gene Ontology annotation, molecular function: alpha-(1->3)-fucosyltransferase activity. Gene Ontology annotation, cellular component: membrane. The record is from RefSeq and is a predicted model, not a curated record. Bases 479 to 1525 code for a protein of 348 amino acids. The transcript is spliced from 2 exons.